AUGAAGCAUUUCAUGCUGCCAAGAAUCGGUACCUUGCGCGACGGCGGAGAGCCGCACUCGCCGAACCCUAGCAUGUCGAAAUCGAAGCCCCCACGCAAAACUAGAUCCGCCAAAGAAAAUGCUCCACCGUCGGAUCAGAACUCCUUGACCCCCGACCAUAGAUCGUCUCCGGCGACGAAAAUGAAGAGUUCGCUGCCUCCGCGUCCGCCGCCGUCUAAUCCGCUCAAACGGAAGCUCAAUACGGAGGCUGCGACGGAAAAUAUCAUUUCAGACUCUGGCGUCAAGGUUAUAGUUAGAAUGAAGCCUCCAAGCAAAAGUGAGGAAAGUGAUAUGAUUGUACAAAAGAUCUCCAAAGAUUCCCUCAAAAUUAGUGGGCAGACUUUCACAUUCGACUCAAUUGCUGAUCCAGAGUCAACACAGGAACAAAUGUUUCAGUUUGUGGGAGCCCCUCUUGUUGAAAAUUGUCUAUCUGGGUUUAACAGUUCUGUAUUUGCCUAUGGACAGACUGGUAGUGGGAAGACAUAUACCAUGUGGGGUCCUGCAAAUGGAUUGUUGAAAGAGCAUCUCAGCGGUGACCAGAGAGGAUUGACCCCACGUGUCUUUGAACGUUUGUUUGCCCGAAUCAAAGAGGAACAAGUCAAGCAUGCUGAAAGGCAACUCAAUUACCAGUGCCGCUGCUCGUUACUCGAGAUUUACAACGAGCAAAUAACAGACCUACUAGAUCCGAGCCAGAAAAACCUGAUGAUUAGAGAAGAUGUCAAGUCAGGUGUGUAUGUGGAAAAUCUUACUGAGGAAUACGUGAAUAACUUGGGAGACGUUUCACAGCUUCUGAUUAAGGGUUUGGGAAAUAGAAGGACUGGUGCAACGAGUGUGAAUGCAGAGAGUUCGAGGUCACAUUGUGUAUUUACGUGUGUUGUUGAAUCCCGAUGCAAGAAUGCUGCAGAUGGGUUAAGCAGCUUUAAGACAAGCAGAAUAAACCUUGUUGAUCUGGCUGGUUCUGAACGACAAAAAUUAACUGGUGCAGCAGGAGAACGUCUAAAGGAAGCUGGGAAUAUCAAUCGAUCGCUCUCUCAGCUAGGGAACUUAAUAAACAUCCUCGCAGAGAUUUCUCAAACAGGGAAGCCAAGGCAUAUACCUUACAGAGAUUCCAGGUUAACAUUUUUAUUGCAAGAGUCUCUUGGUGGGAAUGCAAAGUUAGCAAUGGUUUGUGCAAUUUCUCCUUCACAAAGUUGCAAGAGUGAAACCUUUAGCACCUUAAGAUUUGCUCAGCGUGCAAAGGCAAUACAGAAUAAGGCUGUUGUCAAUGAAGUGAUGCAGGAUGAUGUUAAAUAUCUGCAUGGAGUGAUACGCGAGUUGAAGGAUGAACUACAAAGGAUGAAGGACGAUGGAAAUAAUCCAACCAACCCAAGUGUAGCUUAUUCCAGUGCAUGGAAUGCACGUAGAAGUUUGAAUAUUUUGAGAAGCUUUGGUCUGGGUCAUCCAAGGUCCUUACCUCAUGAAGACGAUGACGGAGAUAUUGAGAUGGAAAUUGAUGAGGCUGCUGUUGAAAGGCUUUGUGCUCAAGUGGGUUUGCAAUCAUCUCCAGCUUCCGAGGGGAUCAAUCGUGAUAUGAACAGAGACGAAAAACACAGAAAAUCAAAGUGUAAAACACCUGAUGAACAAUUCAAAGAAAAGCGGCCUCCUGACGACACAGAUGUUGCCAUGCAGGAUGCUUGCUGCCAAUCUGAGAACCAUGAACCAGAAACCGGCAUCACAGCAGAUCAGACCAAGACACCCUUGCAAAGUUUGGAUCAUGACUCCAAUUUGCAGCCUCUUUCAGCAAAGGAUGCUAUUUGUUCUCCAACAAACGAGACAGAGGAUGUGCCAUCUUGCCCUCACUUGGUUCUUGAAGACGUUGCUUCUGCAAAUGUAGUGACAGCUGAUGGAUUAAAUGAUCCAGAGAACUUAGUAAAUUCUGCUUCUCCUAGUCUUUGUGUAGAUCCGGUUGGUGCUGCUCCUGUAUUAAAAUCUCCCACGCAGAGCAUCUCUCCUACGAUUAGGAAUAGCAGGAAAAGCCUGAGGACAUCUCAAAUGUCAACAGCAUCUCAGAAGGAUACUGAGCGAGACGAGUUGGUUAUUGAAGCUGCAGAUCCAUGUCUGGCUACAUCCAAAAAGAUAAAUAACUGUUCUAGUGCUUUGUCUACACAGAAGAGCAAAGUUUUUCCUGUACGGACUGAGCGUUUGGCAGCUAGCCUCCACAAAGGAAUUGAAUCUCUUGAGUCGUAUUGUCAGAGUACAGCUCAGAGAAGAUCCACGUUCAGGUUUUCCUUGAAAGCUCCGGAUAGUAAGCCUUCAACCUUUAUUAGUAAGGCUGAUGUAGGUGUGCAGACCUUUCCCGAAGCUGAUGCUAUAUCAGAGGAAAAUACAAAAGAGUUUCUGUGCAGUAAAUGCAAAUCCAGAGAAGAAACCGAUGCCCAGCAAAUGGUUGACAUGCCAGUUCUCCAGUUAGUACCUAUUGAGAACUCGGAAGUGGCAGAAAAAUCCAAGAGCCAAGUUCCCAAAGCAGUGGAAAAGGUCCUCGCAGGAUCUAUCAGGAGGGAAAUGGCUCUAGAAGAGUUCUGCUCAAAACAAGCCUCUGAGAUAAAUCAACUUAACCGACUGGUACAACAAUACAAACACGAGAGAGAGUGCAAUGCCAUCAUAGGACAAACAAGGGAGGACAAAAUUAUUCGCCUUGAAAGUCUUAUGGACGGUGUAUUGACUAAGGAGGACUUCCUAGAUGAAGACUUUGCAGCUCUCCUGCAUGAACAUAAGCUUCUAAAGGAUAUGUAUCAGAAUCAUCCUGAAGUUCUGCAGACGAAGAUUGAGUUGGAAAGAGCGGAAGAAGAGGUUGAGAGCUUCAGGAACUUUUAUGGCGACAUGGGAGAAAGAGAAGUGUUAUUGGAAGAGAUUCAGGAUUUGAAGACGCAGCUACAAUGUUACAUUGACCCUUCGCUUACAUCAGCUCGGAAAACAUGUUCCCUGCUUAAGCUUACACACCAAGCUCCCCCAGUUAGCGCUAUUCCCGAAUCACAGAACGAGAGUCUUGAGAAGGCAUUGGAACAGGAAAGACUCCGUUGGACCGAGGCAGAGACCAAAUGGAUUUCUCUCGCAGAGGAACUAAGGUCAGAGCUUGAAGCCAGUAAGGUGGUGAUGAACAAGCAGAAACACGAACUCGAAAUCGAGAAAAGAUGUGGGGAAGAGUUGAAAGAAGCGAUGCAGAUGGCUAUGCAAGGGCACGCACGGAUGCUUGAACAGUAUGCAGACUUGGAAGAGAAGCAUAUGCAGUUGCUUGCACGGCACAGAAGGAUUCAAGAAGGAAUAGAUGACGUGAAAAAAGCAGCUGCGAGAGCCGGAGUCAGAGGAGCAGAAUCCAGAUUCAUUAAUUCACUUGCAGCAGAGAUCUCAGCCUUGAAGGUAGAAAAGGAGAAAGAGAGACAAUACUUGAGAGAUGAGAACAAAAGUCUCCAGACUCAACUCAGAGACACAGCUGAAGCCGUACAAGCAGCUGGAGAGUUACUUGUUCGGCUUAAAGAAGCCGAAGAAGGUUUAACAGUUGCACAGAAACGAGCGAUGGAUGCAGAGUAUGAAGCUGCAGAAGCAUAUAGAAAGAUUGACAAGCUGAAGAGGAAACAUGAAAACGAAAUCAACACGCUUAACCAACUCGCACCACAAUCUCCUAUUCAAAAGGAAAGCUCUACCACCAAAUGCGAUGAUAAUGCCAUGGAACCAUCUGGAGAUGCGAGUGAGCAGCAAUGGAGGGAUGAGUUUGAGCCGCUUUACAAGGAAGGAAAUGAGUUUUCAAAGCUUGCUGAACCUUCUUGGUUCUCUGGUUACGAUCGAUGCAACAUAUAA
This is a messenger RNA of Microthlaspi erraticum, 3873 nucleotides long. The record is from the annotation of a GenBank genome assembly. Lineage: Eukaryota; Viridiplantae; Streptophyta; Magnoliopsida; Brassicales; Brassicaceae.